This is a messenger RNA of Amoebophrya sp. A120, 2852 nucleotides long. NCBI's taxonomy places the organism in Eukaryota, Dinophyceae, Syndiniales, Amoebophryaceae. The record is from the annotation of a GenBank genome assembly.
CGACGACUAUAACGGUAACAUAACCGCAAUAGAACAUACCUAGAAGACACCGGUCAAGAUCCGUGCGUGGUUAUAGGUAAAGAGGUAGCUAGCGUGUACAAACACAGUGCAAGAUGAAGCAAGACCACGACAAUAGUGUCGCUUCCCCUCUGUCCAGGAGAGUCAACAAGCAGACAGCGUUGACAAAAGCGCCAAGGGUGGAGAAGAAUAAACAUGUAAGAAAUAUUGCAUCAAGUAUCAUUCGCGGUGAACAGGCGCCUUCUUCUGCAGCUGCUGCAGCUGAAGUUGUGACAACAACUAGUAAAAGCGUUAUGGACGAUCGCAGUACUUCUUCUGGGCGACGUGUUGGUGUUGUUCCGUAUGGACACACGAUGAUCACGAUGAGCAAACAGAAGGCAGUACCGUCUCCGGAUGCUGCAGAUGCCCCCGCUGCGUCCAGCUCUAUGCCUGCGGUAUCGAAGCACCUGGCAUCCACCUUUGGGCCGCCGGAGCAUUUUGCGAUCUUUACGGACGAGGAGAGAGAGUCCGAAGAGGAUCUGGGGUCGGAAAAGAAUCUUAUUGGUACAACGGGAAGCGACAUAGGCAUGCUUCUCGCAAACUCUGUGGUACCACCAGGAGACGACACGCAGGAGGAGCGGGAUGAAUGUGAUGAAAUUUUUCAUCACACUGCUGGUACUUCUAGUGGUACUCGUGCAUCACAAUCCGCUCUUUCAGCUGACGAAGACGUGCUCUUUCUCAACCACGAAGAAAUGUGCGCAAACGACGAGAGGGAGAAACGUGAUCACCAGCUCCGCAGGGAUAUGCUGCAGGUGCCCGAGGAACUUCGAAGUGGAAAUGCCACGUGUAAUGAAGGUGAUUUACCUACGGAGAUCUCGUCCACCUCUUCAUCGUCCCCCUUCCCGACAAAAGCCGUCCUGGAUUAUGUCCUCGAGAAGGGGCAGACGUUUGCAGUUAGAGGAAGCGAGUUUCUUGAAGUGGUCAACGAGAAGAGUGGCGACUUGCUGGAACUGAUAGCCACCGCGCACGCAGAAGGCGGGAGCAGGAGCUCUGGUGGUUGGCGGGAGUUUGAUUUGAAUAGCGUCUUGUGCGACAAGGACGAAAGGAAUUCAUCUAGCGGUACCUGCAAACUACAUUCGGAAGUGGCGAAAGAUGGGCGUUGGCAGGAUUUGCGACAACAGGAGCAGCUUUUUUCGACCACUUCGGGCAGUUCCAGUUCGUCCGGCUCCUCAUUUUGCGGGAAGCAUUUUGAUUUAUCCUCUUCCUCGUCAUCAACUUCAGGAAAUGAUGAAACCCCCUGCGGACGAGGUUCGGGAGCAGACUCGAGUCUUGGUGCUUGCCGUCCGACUUGCUUGGAUGUUCAGCGCGACAACUACCCGCACGAACCGCAACGUGAUUGCAGAAAAAGCAGUGGCAGUGCGGCGCUAACACACCUGAUCGCGCAGCCACACAGCAAAGCACGACAAGAAGAGAAGCUGUUGAAGUGCACCGGAGAUGCACUUCGGCAGCAGGUGACAACCCAAGCUGCAACUAGCGUCGCGUCUCCCCUUCUGUGGAGAAGAGAACCAAAGCCGGUCGUCGGCGCUCGUCACAAUAAAAAACAAAAAGCGACUGCGAAGAACAAUCAUCUUCACAAAAUGAAGACGAAGGCCGAGAAUCUUCAAGAUCAUCCUGAGCCAGAAUCUGCACGACCAGUGUCUCCCUCUGUCCAUGCUGUGCCUCCUGCGCAGGAAAGUAGUAGAACAGUGCCACUUCUAGCGCACCCUCCCGAGGAGGAGCAUCGAGGUCAACAUGACCUUAGCCGUAGUGCACGAUUGAUGUCUACGCGAGGUGGACACCACCUGCGCAAAAGCCCUUUGUCGACGGAGUCGCCAUUUCAACAGCACAGCUCCCAGAGCGCCCAGUCUCGUCGUCCAGAUACGACUUCGUCCACGAAAAACAACUACAACAAUGUCGGUAGCCAGCAGCAGCAGCACGUGUCCAUCGAACUGGCCUCUCUUCGCUUGCAGGAACAGGACGAAAACUUGCAGAAGCUGGAGCAGUUGACCGACCGACUUGACUUGCAAGCCCGGCAGAUGCGACUCGAAUUGAUCCACAACGGCGAUUCUUCGAGAAAUUCCUCAGCGCUCCAUCACGAACACCAUCAGCGGGAGUUGGUGUCAGAGGCUGGGGUCAUAAACUCCUGCACCUCUUCUACUGCAGUAGAGGGUUUCCACCUACAAGAUGAGCAUGCAGAUCUUCAACAAGGUCGAAACUACCUCCACGAAGUAGAUGAUGAUGAUGUAGAUCAGCAUCUGCACUUUCACCGCACAGAAAGUACCAUGGACAGGUAUACGCGGCGGCUUCGAGGCUGGCUGAAUGAACACCAAGAAACAUCAACGAGUGGGGGUGCUGCCGCUGGAAACUUUUUUAGUGGCAUUUCGUUUGAGGAUUUUUUCUCGAAGCUCUGUCUUCCGAGUGAAUUGGGCGAGCGUCAACGGGUUUUGUUUGUCUUAGUCGUUUUGUUUCUCUUGUUAUUUCUCUUGUUGGUAUUUAGCAGCAUAUUCUGAAUGCGAUCUGACGAUGGUGAUUGUGAUAGCUGUUAACUGAUGAAGUCGACACACCAGCAUCAGCAAGCAGGUGCUCUUAUUUCCACUUGUAAGAGCGGACCUGUUGUCGGAACCGCCUACUCGUAAUGUACCAUACGCUCCUUGAAAAGCACAUUGGGUUUGAAAUGAAAUUCUGUUUUAUGGAAUCCGAAUCUAUCUUGCGCCGAUGUGUUGCACAUCACAAUUUUCACGAUGCUACUAUUAGGGAUCAUUGUGGCCUCUGCCGACACAAAGACGCACUUUGGGACACGGUCCCGUGGAGAAGGG